AGGUGAAGUUUAGUACGCGUAAGAGAAACCACAGCCUUAAAAACACUCUCGGGAUUUUCAGUAAUCCAGGAUCUCAUGGGCGUGUUUCCUGAAUAGUUUUUGUUUUACUGUGGCACUGAGAGGAGGAGGCAGCUGAGAGCAGAGCUCUGUUCUUGGUCCUUGCACUGGUGUAGCAAGAGAUGAUUCCUGUGGUCGCAAGCACGCCGAUGAAAUAGGAGGGAAAUCUGGAGGAGGCUGUCUCUCUCUCUCUAAAAAUUUUGCGUGGAUUGUAAACUAUAACAAGUAUCAGAAAUAAAUGAGUAAGGCUGGCAGCCCUACAUAAUACACUGAUGGCAUUCUACGCAGUGUCGGGAUCAAUAAGAGUGUGAUGCCUAGAAAUCUCCUCUCAGAUUCUCCUGAAAUGGCAGCUGAAAUCUCUCCAAAGCAUGCACAUGGGAGCAUGGAGAGGGGUGGCGGUGUGGAAAAUCAUGGCAGCCAAGCUAGGUGCAGGAAUCUUGCCUUGGAUGAUGAGAGUCUGAAAUACUUAACUCAUGAAGAGCAGGAUGUUCUUAUGUUCUUUGAGGAAACUAUAGAUGCCUUAGAAGAUGACUUGGAGGAGCCGGUCCUACAUGACAGUGGCAUCCACUGUCAGUCUCUAAGGUCAACAGAAGAAAAUGUGUCCAGUCAUUCAGAGGCUGAAGAUAUCAUCGACUUAGUACAGUCUGCACCUGAGAGUAGUGACCAUGAAGGCCCUCCUAGCAAAGAUACGGAACCAGCGUUGGAUGCUGCCUGGAGAGCUGAGAGCCCUAAGCCAACUGUACCUGCUGACCAUCCCCCACAUCCCCCUGUACCACCACCAUUGAUGUCAGAGAUGCUUCCUCUUCCCCCUCUGCCCCCUCCCCCUGUGCAGCAUCCAAAACUGCUUCGUUCUAUCCCCACUCCGCUCAUCGUGGCCCAGAAGAUGUCUGAGCAGCAGGUAGAAAGCAGGGUGCGCUUCCCCAGUGCCCUUAAGGAAGGGAAUUUGGACAGGAAGAAAAGCCCAGUAACCAACGGUGAUUAUUCUGUGGCUCCAAAGCACCCUCCUGCACCUGCACCCAAACUGCACCGGUUCCCGAGCAACAUCAACAUAACAAAUGUCAGUGGCAAAGAAUUCAGUGAGACUAUUUCAAAAGCAGCGGUUAAUGUCCAGGAGCGGAGAGCUCAGGUGCUGGCCAACAUCAAUGGAGGAGCUGUUCUGGCAGCUGAACUGGAGGAGAAACUGCAGAAAAAUGAUUUCUUGUCACGUAACAGAAGUUCUUCCUUAAGGGAUCUCUCCUCUGAGCAAACACGGUAUGAGGCCCUGACAAAACUUGGCCUAGUUAAGGAAAAGCCAGCUGAGGACCAAGUGGACCAUGCUGCAAGCACUCAGCAGCUUAAUGUGCAGCCGAAACAGGCAGAUGCUGUUCCCAAUGGAUAUCAAAACAUCCAUGAGAUUUUAAAAAGCGAGCCUAGCCCUUUCCUUCCUAUGGGCAAAACUGUAACAAUCAAGCCAGACAUAGCUCUUGCUGCUAAGAAGGUCAGCAAUGCACAGGAGGACACAGCAAAAAGUUUUAAUGAUUAUAAACAACCUAGUCUAAACCUGGAUAUGAGGAGAAGAUCGGGUUCACUGCCUAGACCUUCAGGAUUUCGAUCGCAAGGGAUAACGGUAAAGUUUUCUGGCCGCGGCUCAACAGAAGAAGCUAGGAGAGAGGCACUUCGGAAACUGGGACUACUGAAAGAGAAUGUGUAAUUCGGACGGGAAUGUUGUGGCAACAGCGGGGAAGUCGUAUCAUGGCUUUGUUGGCUUUGUGCUAGGAUAGUCCCAACAGGAUUAGGAUCAAACAGAUCGGAAGAAGAAAGGAGACUUUCUCUGCUUCAGGCAAGUAAGGAGGUACUAGACACUGCAGAAUGACUGCUCGUGUUUAUCCUAGAAGGACUGGCACCAUGUAUGGUCACUUACAGCAGCGGGUUUCAGCUGUCCUUCCUACAGAGAAACUCAGCUGUUCCUCUUUGUGACUAAGAGGAAUUUUAUUUAAGUAAUGCUGGACUAUGAGACAGCAUCUUGUUAAUGAAGUGUACAGUGCAGUAUUGUUGUACGUAGCAAACCGAACAGUAAAUCUUCUUUGUGCUAUUUCUGAAGCCAAAACAGAGAGUUCCCUCCAUUUGUCUUGCCCACAUGUCUAUGUCUGUUCAUGGGAGCUCAAGAAAAUGUCAAAACUGAAAUUUCUGACCAGUGUGACACACCUCCAUGACUUCUUGUUGUCUGUGUUAUCUGGCUUGGCUUUGUUUCCUACCGGGGCAGAGUCGCCUUCCUCACUCUGUGCCCACUUGACUCGAGACUGUACAGAAGGGGUUUCUGUUUUGACCUUCUUGACAAAGCAGCCCAAGCUUUGAGUGGGUGACUGCAUCACUCUGCUGCUUUGCUUGAGGUCUUGCCUUUCUUCCCAGCCACCUGCUGUUUGGUCACACUCUAGCAACCUAAGCGUCCAGUGAAAGACAGCAGAUAAGCCUCAAGGAUAUGCACCACGCACCGGUUUUCUCACUGACAGCCAAAGAGUCUCCUGACAAUCUGUGACCCCAACUGUUCUGUACCACUGAUGAUCUUAUAGCAGGGAAGCCAUAAGAACAAGUUAAUUUUGUACCAAAUGAGAGAACCUAAUGUUAAAAGUCUUACCUCUUACAUUGGGGUUCCCAUGAAAAAACUGGUUUUUUUUGAACAAUAGCUGUACUACAUUGAACAGUUGUGCGUUCUGUUACUUCUAAAAAGCCUGUAGUAUCACAGCCCCAAUGAUCCUCUGUUCACAGCCUUAUUUGAUUAUGCCCUGCCAAUGCAUAACAAGUUACAGCCAAAAUUCUUGCAGGCUAAGUGGAGUUACAGGAGAGAGCUGUAUGUAAGAGCAUGGAGCUGCUGACUGGUCUGAGUUGGCAUUAUUUUGCCUUUGUUCAACAGACAUGCUUUUAAAGAUGGUCCCAAAAUAUAUUUUUGUGGUGGUAUGAUUUUUUUAUGGCAAAGCUGCUCUUUUACAUUAAAACUCACUUCCCUUUUUGUACACAUGAAAACAUCAAAAAUAGCCAUUUUAAAAUCAAAUGCCAAACUCUGGACCCUAUAAAUUUCUUGUUAUUCCUGCAUGUUUAAGAGUUCUCAGUGUUUUGGUUUUUUCUAAAGGGAAAAACUCACUCUCUGCACUUUCUAAAGUCUCAAGCAACUCCCUCUUUUUCCCCGAGUAGCUAAGUAAUAACCUUGGAGAAGAGGAGGGGAGCAGCUAUUGUAGAAACUGGCACACCCUUCAGUGAGAAGCUCUGAUGUAACUGUGAUAAACAAGUCUGUAGUCCUUGUGAUAAAAGUAUUUCAGACUUGCUGAGCUGUACUUUUAAGUGAAGCUGUCGUGAAGGAAAAAUCUUUGCGUCAUUUUCAACCUGCCUCAUAAGUUAAAGUGGUUUUUGUUUUUUGUUUUUUUUAAUUAUCUGCUUGCUGCUUAAAUUUUUAAUUGUGUUGUUAUGGUAUCUGGCUGGUUCUGUUAUGUAGUAUUUCUUUCAGCCUUUUCACUGGGUAAGUGAUCAUGUUCCUCAGUGUGACAGGGUUACUAUACAUAAGCAAUCGGUAAUUAAAAUAUGUGGCCAUUCCUCAGUCUGGCAAAGCACUUACACAUGCAUAAUCAAAUGUGAGAAGUGCUGCUGAAACAAAAAAGGCUUCCUGUACGCUGAAAGUAAAGCACGUACUUGUUUUGCUGGGCUCUGAGUCUGUAGUCCUAAAUCAGAAAGACAGAAAAUACUUUCAAGCACCUGGUUCAGUGCAGCCUGGAACGGAGUCCUACAUGUGCAUGAUGCAUCAUAACUUAUCAAUGUAACCUGCUAAGUAAAUAUAAAUGUUUCACGACCUUUGUGCUUUUAAAUCCUUUUAAAGUAAAUUCUUUGUUAUAAAUGUGAAGUGCAUACAACACAAUCUUCACAUCUAAUAGCUUCUUUCUAGCUCUUUGAGUGGUUUAUAGCUGAAAGUCCAUGCUAGGCAAACGGGGGGGGGGGGGCAAACCAAAACCCUGACACUAAUUGUUUCAUUGAAAUGCAGUCCUGUUCAAUAAAUCUGUAAUAUAACCCUAUUUAAAAAAACCCACAUAAAUUAGAUGUUUAAUAUCUGAAGUAUAAAGCUGCAGUAUGCUGCAUUAGCUGGAUCAUGUUCUUUCAUACUUUGUGCUGGGCUGUGUCCUCAGCUGGUGGGAAGUGAGAGUUAAGAUUUUUUCAUUAGGUAAACAGAUUUUGGCCCAGUGAGGACUUGGAAUGAGGUAUUCAUUGUGGCCCUUCAUUAUAGCAAAUAUCCUACUGGUAAAUUCUUCUCUGUGCCUAAAACUGUAGUAAGUAAAGCCAUGUACUAAAUGAAGUUAAGAGUCUAGCUGCUAAUAACCUGUAUAUAAAUUUAGCUCUAUUUUGUGUAUCUUGUUUUGUGUGUAUAUGUUGGUGUGAUUUUAUUUUUUUUCCCCUUGUGUUAGAGGUAACUGUCUCACAGAAAUCUGAUAAAUAAUCUAUUAAACUGGGAUAAAACCAAUGAAA
This is a messenger RNA of Falco peregrinus (peregrine falcon), 4542 nucleotides long. RefSeq names its product proline and serine rich 2 (gene PROSER2). The transcript is spliced from 4 exons. Bases 368 to 1747 code for a protein of 459 amino acids. NCBI's taxonomy places the organism in Eukaryota, Metazoa, Chordata, Aves, Falconiformes, Falconidae. The record is from RefSeq and is a predicted model, not a curated record.